AUGGCCCUCUGUAUACCUAAGCAGUGUGUCAGCUCUUCAGCAAAUAAGAGCCAGCUGCUGGGGGCCCCUGAGGGAUAUGCUCAGCCAAACAAAGAAACCAAGGCCCAGCAGAAGCGAGAGGGGAGAGCCCCCUUAUUUGGUAUUGGAAAGAAAGGGGAAGGAAAGGUUAUGCUCAAAUGCCUGCGGCAUUUAGUCAUCACAGCGGUCCAAUUGUUUGCUCAGAACACCAAAUGUCAGCUGUUUUAUACUCUCUCCUGCAAAAAGACAGAACAACGUGUGGCUAUCACACCAGGACUUUUUACUUCCACCCAGCUCACUGAUGUUCCUGAGGUGACCCAAGAACACAAGGCCUAUAGAAAUGAUAACCCAUGUGAAUGUCUCAGCCUUCCAGAAAGCUGUGGGAUCAAAACCACAAGUGAUAAUUAUGAUGUCUCACCACUGCCUUCCCCGUCAUCCCAAUAUGUCUCCAUAGUGGGAGAAAAACACCUGUUGGGGGUUCCUGUAGGCUUGUAUAUCCCUGCCCUGAGGUGUACAGCUCACUCUUUGGCAGACAGCCCUAACUCCUUGAGUGACCACUCCCAGGAAGAAAUCAAGCUUGAUGCAGAGGAGCCAUCCGCACUCAAUCGGAGCCUUCUGAGCGCCAUCCACUCUCUGCAGUUCAAGAUAGGCUGGGUGAUCCCUGGUCAGAGUAAGGGCACGGGCUCCAUCUUCCGCGCUCACGUGAAAGACAGGAGAGGAGCCGCCAAGCUCCGGGCUGUUUACUUCGCCGAGAGCCGUGGCUAUAUUAAGCGUAUCGUAAAGGACAUAAUCCAUGAUCCAGGCCGAAGGACUCCUCUUGCAAAAGUAGCUUUUCGAGAUCCUUACCGAUUUAAAAAAAGAAUAGACAUGUUCAUUGCUGCUGAAGGCAUCCAUACCGGCCAGUUUGUGUACUGUGAUAAGAAACAGCUCAAUCUCAGCAAUGUCCUCCCAGUUGGCACUAUGCCUGAAGGGACCAUCGUGUGCUGUCUUGAAGAAAAGCCUGGGGAUCGCGGUAAGCCUGCCCGAGCAUCUGGAAACUAUGCCACAGUGAUUUCCCACAAUCCAGAAACCAAGAAAACACGGGUGAAGCUACCUUCAGGCUCUAAAAAAGUCAUCUCCUCUGCGAACAGAGCUGUUGUUGGUGUUGUUGCUGGAGGAGGUCGUAUUGAUAAACCUAUCUUUAAGGCAGGUCGUGCUUACCACAAAUACAAGGCCAGGAGAAAGUGCUGGCCUCGCGUCCGGGGUGUGGCCAUGAAUCCUGUGGAACAUCCCUUCGGAGGAGGUCAUCGCCAGCAUACUGGAAAACCAUCCACCAUUCGAAGAAAUGCUCCAGCUGGACGAAAGGUCGAUCUCAUCGCUGCCUGUCGUACUGGUGGCCUCGGGGGCACAAAGACUGUACAGGAGAAGGAAAACUAA
Messenger RNA from Dromiciops gliroides (monito del monte), 1434 nucleotides. RefSeq names its product 60S ribosomal protein L8-like. Lineage: Eukaryota; Metazoa; Chordata; Mammalia; Microbiotheria; Microbiotheriidae. Gene Ontology annotation, biological process: cytoplasmic translation. Gene Ontology annotation, molecular function: structural constituent of ribosome; RNA binding. Gene Ontology annotation, cellular component: cytosolic large ribosomal subunit; ribosome. The record is from RefSeq and is a predicted model, not a curated record.